Messenger RNA from Cyanistes caeruleus (blue tit), 2756 nucleotides. Lineage: Eukaryota; Metazoa; Chordata; Aves; Passeriformes; Paridae. The record is from RefSeq and is a predicted model, not a curated record.
GGAGACGCAGGAGGUGGGCUGGAGUUGCCUCGGUAACGUUUGUGCUGCUGCAGAAAUGUUUUUGGUCCCUAAACCAGGAAAACCGGCCCUGGAUUUGCAGGAGGAUGAGGGCUAUUCGGAGUCGCCAGACCUGGAGUUUGAAUAUGCAGACACGGAUAAAUGGACAGCAGAGCUGUCAGAGCUGUACAGCUACACGGAGGGGCCAGAGUUCCUGCUCAACCGAAAAUGCUUUGAGGAGGACUUCAGGAUCCACAUGAGGGACAAGAAGUGGCCGGAGCUGGAGCGGACGCAGCACCGCACCCACGCCAUGCGCCUGCUGGACGGGCUGGAGGUGACGGCGCGUGAGAAGCGGCUGCGCGUGGCACGGGCCAUCCUCUACGUGGCACAAGGCACCUUCGGGGAGUGCAGCUCCGAGGCCGAGGUCCAGGCCUGGAUGAGGUACAACAUCUUCCUCCUGCUGGAAGUGGGAACGUUCAACGCCUUGGUGGAGCUGCUGAACAUGGAGAUUGACAACAGCGCAGCCUGUUCCAGUGCCGUGAGGAAACCGGCCAUUUCCCUGGCUGACAGCACUGACCUCAGGGUGCUGCUGAACAUCAUGUACCUGAUUGUGGAGACUGUGCGCCAGGAGGCUGAGGGGGACAAGCCCGAAUGGAAGAGCAUGAGACAAACCUUCCGAGCAGAGCUGGGAGCUCCCCUGUACAACAACGAGCCCUUCUCCGUCAUGCUCUUUGGGAUGGUGACCAAAUUCUGCAGUGGCCACGCUCCACACUUCCCCAUGAAGAAGGUGCUGCUUCUGCUCUGGAAGACUGUGCUGUGCACCCUGGGAGGGUUUGAGGAGCUGCAGAGCAUGAAGGCAGAGAAGAGGGAGAUGCUGGGCCUGCCGCCGCUGCCCGAGGACAGCAUCCAGGUGAUCCGCAACAUGCGCGCGGCCUCCCCGCCCGCCUCCGCCUCCGACCUCAUCGAGCAGCAGCAGAAGCGCGGCCGGAGGGAGCACAAGGCCCUCAUUAAGCAGGAUAACCUCGAUGCCUUCAAUGAGCGGGAUCCGUACAAAGCUGACGAUUCCCGCGAGGAAGAGGAGGAAAAUGAUGAUGACAACAGCCUGGAGGGAGAGACCUUCCCCCUGGAACGGGAUGAAGUGAUGCCCCCCCCUACCCAGCACCCCCCCAGUGACCGCAUCACCUGCCCCAAAGGGCUGCCCUGGGCCCCCAAGGUCCGGGAGAAAGACAUUGAGAUGUUCCUGGAAUCCAGCCGCAGCAAAUUCAUCGGCUACACACUGGGCAGUGACACCAACACCGUGGUGGGCUUGCCCAGGCCCAUCCAUGAGAGCAUCCGCACCCUGAAGCUGCACAAGUACACGUCCAUUGCUGAGGUGCAGGUGCACAUGGAAGAAGAGUACCUGCGUUCCCCGCUCUCUGGAGGGGAAGAGGAAGUGGAGCAAGUCCCUGCAGAGAUCCUGUACCAGGGCCUGCUGCCCAGCCUGCCCCAGUACAUGAUUGCUCUGCUGAAGAUCCUCCUGGCUGCAGCCCCCACCUCCAAAGCCAAGACAGACUCCAUCAACAUCCUGGCAGAUGUCCUGCCCGAGGAGAUGCCGACCACCGUGCUGCAGAGCAUGAAGCUGGGCGUGGAUGUCAAUCGGCACAAGGAGAUCAUCGUCAAGGCCAUCUCUGCCGUGCUGCUCCUCCUGCUCAAACACUUCAAGCUCAACCACAUCUACCAGUUUGAGUACAUGGCCCAGCACCUGGUCUUUGCCAACUGCAUCCCUCUCAUCCUCAAGUUCUUCAACCAGAACAUCAUGUCCUACAUCACUGCCAAAAACAGCAUCUCCGUGCUGGACUAUCCCUACUGUGUUGUGCACGAGCUGCCAGAGCUGACAGCAGAGAGCCUGGAAGCUGGAGACAACAACCAGUUCUGCUGGCGGAACCUCUUCUCCUGCAUAAACCUCCUGCGCAUCCUGAACAAGCUGACCAAGUGGAAGCAUUCCCGCACCAUGAUGCUGGUGGUGUUCAAGUCGGCGCCGAUCCUGAAGCGGGCUCUGAAGGUGAAGCAGGCCAUGAUGCAGCUCUAUGUGCUGAAGCUGCUCAAGGUGCAGACCAAGUACCUGGGCCGGCAGUGGAGGAAGAGCAACAUGAAAACCAUGUCAGCCAUUUACCAGAAAGUGCGGCACCGCCUCAACGACGACUGGGCCUACGGCAAUGACCUGGACGCCCGUCCCUGGGAUUUCCAGGCGGAGGAGUGUGCCCUGCGCGCCAGCAUCGAGCGCUUCAACUCGCGGCGCUACGACCGGGCCCACGGCAACCCCGACUUCCUGCCCGUGGAUAACUGCCUGCAGAGCGUGCUGGGCCAGCGUGUGGACCUGCCCGAGGAUUUCCAGGUCAACUACGACCUGUGGCUGGAGCGGGAGGUGUUCUCCAGGCCCAUCUCCUGGGAGGAGCUGCUGCAGUGAUGGACACGGGGAGGCACAUGGGCUGCUUGGAGAGCUCGAGGCUGCCACGGGGCAGGGGAGUGAGGUUUGGGGGGGUCUGUGGGUGGCUGCACUUCUGUGGUGGGCUUGGGAAGAGGAUGGAGCUGGGGUGUCCUCACUGAGACCGCAUCCUGCCCCUCUGCCUCCUUCCAGGCUCAUCCCAAAGCUGAGGGUGCCUGGGGGUUUCCUGUUGGGUGAGGGGUCUCUGCCCACCCCAUGCGAUGCUUGCAGAGGCACCGCCCUUCUCGUGCCCCCCCAGCCAAGAAGGGGGAGCAGGUGGCAGUGUGGGGGUGGG